UGCUCCACAGAAAGAGUACAAACACGCGCGGUGACCAAGAAGGAUACAAAAAGGAGAGAAGACAGAGAGGCAAACCCUCGUGCUCCGUGAGAAGAGAGUCUCAAAGCGUUUGCUCCGAGAACGUCGCCGGUAUUGGAUUUUUUCAUUUCCUCAUCACAUCAUCAACGGCGCGCUUCGGGCAGACUCGGCGCUACAACCAUGGUUUCAGGAGGGAAGUUCGCAAGGCUAGCAGGGCGAUUGCUGGGGCUAGGUACUACAACCCUCGUGGUCGCGGUCGGGGCAUCGUCUCCGUCUUGGAACCAGCGGGCGUCAAGCACCACCGCUACUGCAUUCCUGCAGAGUAGCCUGACUAUUGCUGUGAGGCCACGGAGGUCGCUGCCCUCUACCGCCGCCUCCGAGAGCUGGGUUAGACCAGUGGUUGGGGGUUUGGCACGACGUCCAGUUGGCAGCUCGGUGGAUACCAACAACAGAAUCAAGCCCCUCGCGAUGGCUGUAUCGGUGCUGUUGCACGACGAACCGAUCUCUUUCGGAGGAAGGCGGCCGUUCACGAGCCACGCGGCACGGUGGUUCAUAAAGCGUCGCAUCCUGUCCACGGCGAAGGCCAGCGCGGCCCUGAACGUCGAAGUGGAGGCGAGGAACAACCGAGACGCGAUGAGGGGCCGGUGGGAGAGCAUUAGCAUCGACUUUGCGAAAACGAUCUUCGAAGACAUCCAGGUGAGCGGAGGCGCGUUCGAGCUCCUCGGCGUCGACGUCCUCACGCUCGGGCUGCUGCCGGGCCCGUGGCGGCGCCUCCGUCGCCUCCGCCGGCCUUGCGAGGCCAUCGGCCGGUCGACCUUCACCGACGUGGACGUGGCCUACUCCCCCGCGAUCCGCCGCCUCGCCCAGCGGGUCGUCAAUCACGCGCUCCAACCGCGCGCGAAGAGAGCGGGCGUCGUCGCCGGUGCCGCUGCCGGAGGCGGAGGAGCGGCGGCGGCAGGCUCGCUACCGGCCGCGACGACUGGUGGCGCCGUCUCCGACGGCGGCGAGCCGGCCGCGGGGUCCGCGCAGCAGCAGGGCCGGCUGGAGCCGUCGGUGAGCGUCUUGGGGGUGCGGGUCCACGGAAACAAGCUCGCCAUCGAGGGGGAGAUGACCAACGGGGGGACAUUCUUGCGGGUACCCUUCCGGUACCAUUUUUCUCUUAGCGCUUCCCAGGACGGGCACGUGCUGUACUUCAAGGGCUCCAGCGUGUACUGGGGCACGCCGGGGGGACACGUGCCCCUGCCCAUGAUGCCGCUGCAAUCGUUCAAGAUCGACUUGGGUGACAGGGCGAGAAUCGAGCACCUGAGGAUCUCUCGUGGCGUGCUCUCCGUGGGGGGAAGGUUCAUCCUCACGAACACCCCUGGUUUCACGGUAGCCCUCCCGGGCUUGAAGAGGGGCGACAUCAACUACGACCUGGCUGAGGGCUUGAGUCGGCUCGUCAGCAACUGCUUGAAUUUGCGGAGGGAGUGAUGCGGUGGCUGUGGUGUCGUCACAUGGUGACCGCUUGAACCUUCUUGUCCUUGUGAUCGCCGAACGAAGCGCUCACCUCAGGGCGUGUGAGAGUAGAUAACCGAGGAAAGAGACUUAUGGCGGUAUUUGGGUCGUACCUCCCGAGUUGGUCGGCUGACGUGGGUUGACCGGUGCGAGUGGUAUGGGGCGGGAAGCAUGAGGGUGCACAAAAAGAGUCAUACCAGUGUGUCUGUUUGCUGGUGAUGUUUUCUUGUGAGUGUGGUCGUUGUUGUCCUUGCAGCGCUGUAAAGUCGGGUGCCUUCGGCAGCUGAAAUGCUUUGUGCGUUAUUGAAGAAAAAAAAUGUUGUUCCAAAGUUCACGGGAAGGGAGGGAGUACAUUCUGCAUCACAUUCUUUAUCGAGGAGGUCGUGCUCCGCAUAUCGGAGGGGGGCACAAGAACGAACGCAUCGGAAGGGCAUCGGCAGACAUCCCCGUUUGAAGGCGGCCGUGUUUGGAGCGGAGUUGGAGUUCGGGAGGGAGGGGGCGGAGGGCGCACGAUUUUCGACGCCUCUCCUGGGCGAAUCUAUUUCCCACUAGAGCUUUCAGCUGUAGUUGUAUGCGGCGCUGGGCAUUCAGGAUGUAAUGGUGGAAAGGCUCCGUGCACGACGACCAUGAACGAACGUUGCUGGUGUGGUAAUCACCGUAUCCUAAAUUGGUUGUUAUUCCGUGAUGGCGGAACGGCAGAAGGAGUGUAUUGGACGCAUGAGUUGUCGCCGACAAUAUUACGCAGUUCUUUAGUUGGUUAAAUUUCUUUAGUUGUAUGUUCUGGCCCGAAAUCGUACACAAGGAACAGAGCCUGCUAGAUGGCCUGUGACUUGCAGUGGCCGUGGACGUACAUUACAGCGAUGGUGGGGGAGGGGGAGGGGCAGGGCGUAACGCACGCCGUGAGAGACUCCCCGCUUAUUUUCUUCCUCCUCCUCUUGAUGUUGUUGUUUGCUGAGUUCUUAUCGGCGCGGUGUUUGUGUGUGUACGAUAUGCAUAUAAUUGCCUGGUUGUGUUUGUGAGGUGCACGUGCACCACGUCAGCGGUCAAGCCUGAGAACCGCUUGUAUUUGACCGUCGUAGGCGUGUUGCCGUGCAUGGUUUUUGGUCUAUUGUUUUUCUGCUUUUGUUGUUUUUGUUGAAAUUUUUCGGACUGCAUGUUACCAAGUUAUUCGCUUUGUGAGUUAAGGACGCUUGUUGUUUUAAUUUUGUCGCGGGUUGGGUUUGGACCCGUGAGUUGAUUGUUUGUUUCUGUCGUGCUCUUGGUGCCAUUUGUUUUUGCCGUGAACGUGGUGAAGCAGUAGCGCCGUUUGAAGCGGACUGCUGGUGUGGUAGUUGAGACUUUGCAUUUUGACUUGAAACAGGAAAGGGCGACAAAACAUUUCUGAGGUUUACCGCCGUGAUAUCUUGUACCGUUACACACGCAGUUGUAGUCUAGAAAGUUGCUGCACCGCCGUAAGGGGACUAGAAAAAAGCUGAUAUUGUACUGGGCUACAAAACAAAAAAACAACACAAAAAAUAUAA
Molecule: messenger RNA, 3032 nt
Organism: Ectocarpus sp. CCAP 1310/34
Lineage: Eukaryota; Phaeophyceae; Ectocarpales; Ectocarpaceae
Source: the annotation of a GenBank genome assembly